Dichotomopilus funicola is the source of this 1257-nucleotide messenger RNA. RefSeq lists its product as uncharacterized. The record is from RefSeq and is a predicted model, not a curated record. Lineage: Eukaryota; Fungi; Ascomycota; Sordariomycetes; Sordariales; Chaetomiaceae. The coding region runs from base 1 to 1257 and encodes 418 amino acids. The transcript has 3 exons. Gene Ontology annotation, molecular function: protein binding.
AUGGCAGGCCCCUCCUCUCCCGGCAGCGACGGGCCGACUUUCGGCCCACCCCCUCUUCCCCCAGGAUGGAUCGCGCAGUGGGACGCCUCAUCCAAGAAAUAUUACUUCGUCCAACUGUCCACCGGCGCAUCGCAAUGGGAGACGCCCACCGAAGCCGCGCCCGUCGGCGGCACACCCGCUGCGAACCACGAGCACCCCUAUGGCACGCCCGGCAGCCAACGCGGGCCUGGUGGUGCGGAGAUCAUUGUUCAUCCGGAUGGGAGUCAGACGGCGAGGUAUCCGGACGGUCGGCUCGAGCCUGUGCUUCCUCGUGAGGAUGGGUCGUCGGAGGGGACUAGGGGGAUGGGUGAGGGGGAUGGUGAGAGGGGUCUUGGGUCUUUCCUCGGUAACACCCUCAGCUCGCUCGGCGGUAAACAAGGUGGAUCACACGGCGGUGGCGGGCUCGCUGGGCAGCUGGUGAGCGGACUUUUGUCUUCUGGCCAUGGGGGUGGACAACACGGCGGUGGUGGUGGAAGCGGCGGUAUCGGCGGGAAAUUGGCCUCGCAGCUGGCUUCCAACCUGUUCUCGUCUGGGAACAAGCCGUCGCAGCCCCAAAAUUACCACGGCAACCAGUCGUCUGGCCAUAAUUCCAGCGCCAGUGGCUUGGGAGGUAUCGUCGGAGGAGUCGCCAAUAUGUUUGGCGGCAAACCCCACGGUUCGAGAAAGCCUCCACUAACCCGAGAAUCGCCACAGAACCAAAACUUCGGCUACUCCAACACCGGCCAAUCUGGCGGAUACAGCGGCCCAACCCCACCAGCCUCCUACCAAGCCCCCUCGCAACCCGGCACCACCCCGUCCUUCUACGGCAGCAGCAACGCCUCGCAGCAUCAAACCCAGCAGCACCAGCCCUCCCACAACACCAACCAGUACUCAACACCCUCCUACGGCUCCCCAGCCAGCCACCACCAGCAGCAGCAGCAACAACACCCACCCCAACCGUCCCACGCCCAGGGCUACGGCUCCCCACAGGGCGCAGCCCACUCGUACACCCACCAGGGAUCCUACAACUCCUCGCCGGCCGCCCCGGCGCCUUAUGCCCAGCACGGUGGUCAACAUGGCGGUCCACCACACGGACAGCCGCAGUAUGCGCAACCGCAGUAUGCCCAGCCGCAGUAUGCUACGCCGGGCGGACACUCGGCGUACCCGCCGCAGCCGCAGUAUGCGUCGGGCGUCGGGGGUGGGCAGAAUCAUGGGUAUGGUGGUGGUCAUCAUUACUAG